CACGGUUCCAAUAAAUCCCCAUAAGUUGAGUCUAAUCUUUUGUCUUCUGCUCGAACCAACCUCAGUCAGAGUCCAUGAGGACUAUAUAAGGAUUCGAGCGACACCUAAGCAAUAUUGUCCCUCUGUUAUCCACCUCGGAAGCAAGGAGUCGAGUCUCUUUGCAUGCGCUUAUGUCGUCGAAUGGGUACUGAUUGGGAAGUGGCCGGAAACAAACUUCCUGUGGCGUGAGGGGCACGACGAACGGCCCAGUCAACCUGCGUCUUGGGCUAAGGGACGACGUCGCAUUGUUUUGUUCUUGUCCUAAACACCUUCCAAGUCUUCCAUUCAUCGUAGUUCCAUCAACACUUAUCUUUGCAAGAUAUCACUACAUAUCGCUAUGGCUCUAAGCUUCUGGCCUACGGCAGGCCUCGUUUCAUUCGCAAGCUACCUCCUCUUCUGUCGAAGCCUUCGCUAUCUUCGACGAGACAAGAGACAUCGAGAUUAUCCCUACAAGACAAGAGAGGAUUUCUCUAGGAUGACGACUCAGCAUGCCUUUGAGAUCUGCAAAUACUGCAUUUCGCUUGAAUUCCCCUUCACUAUUGAGAAAGCUCUGCAAUUCGCGCUGUUCAGAACAUACGGCAUUCCCACCAUAAGCAAGCUCCUCUGUGAAACGCGCCAGCUGUCCGAGGUUCAAUAUGCGCCAAGACGCUAUGCCGAUACAUCAAUCCUCAUCACAGAGUUCCUGUCACAUGCACCGGAAUCCGACCGAGCCAACUCCGCCAUAGCUCGAAUGAACUUCUUGCAUGGUAUGUAUCAGAAGUCCGGCAAGAUCAGCAACGACGACUUGUUGUACACACUAUCUCUCUUUAUACUAGAAGUGGAACGUUGGGUAAGAAUGUAUGAGUGGCGAGCGUUUACUCCAAUGGAGUUGUGUGCUUUCGGGACUCUUUGGAAAUCGAUCGGCGAUGCAAUGGGAAUAACUUGGGAAGCCCUUGCUAACGGACAAUCUGGUUUCAAGGACGGUCUCCAGUUUGUCGAGGACCUGCGCUUGUGGUCAGAUGCCUACGAGAAGCGGAAUAUGGUACCAAACAAGUGGAAUCAUCAGCUCGCAGAAGAGACAAUCGCCAUCUUACUCUGCAACGCCCCGCGAUCCAUGAAGCCAGCCGGUAAACAAGCCGUUGUCACGCUUAUGGAUGAGAGAUUGAGGAGGGCUAUGAUCUACGACGAUCCACCAAGUUUCUACCCAUCUCUCGUAUCCCUCACUUUAACAACCCGCAAGCUCUUCAUCCACUACCUCCUCCCUCCACGACCAUAUUCCAUGCGCUUUAAGACAAUUACGGACGACCCUGAUCCAAAUACCGGUCGUUACCAUCAAAUAAUUUACGAAGCCGAGCCUUGGUAUGUCCCCGCAACAUUAUCCUAUCGCUUCAACCUUGCAGCGUGGACUCGCUGGGCCCUUGGACGCCCAUUUCCGGACGGGAAGAACUUCAAACCGCAAGGUUAUCACAUUUUUGAGCUUGGACCUGAGAAGCUAGAGAGUAAGGGGCAGGAUGAGUGUAAGGCAACGAGGGAAAGACUCAUGGCUAGCGGGCGGGGUGGAUGUCCCUUCAGUUUUCGCAAAGCAUGAAUAUCGGUCAGUAGGAAGCAACUGCGCUGUGAGCUGGUGGAUACGAAAGGAGGCAGACAGAAAUACCACGAAGUCUAAAUAACCGAACACAAGUACUUCAACAUAACAGCCGAUAAAAUUCUCACCAUUCAAAUCAACUUCACUCCACCCUCCUUUUCCUCUUCAACAGACUACUCUUCAACCCCACGAAUAUCUGCCAAUUCCUCAUAUCAUUCGUAGGAAUCGGGCGGACCCGGGCGACUAUGGUGUCUACACCAGAUGAACCCGAAUUUUGAUCCAGAGUAGUGAGAG
Lindgomyces ingoldianus is the source of this 1897-nucleotide messenger RNA. RefSeq lists its product as uncharacterized. The record is from RefSeq and is a predicted model, not a curated record. The transcript has 6 exons. Lineage: Eukaryota; Fungi; Ascomycota; Dothideomycetes; Pleosporales; Lindgomycetaceae. Bases 377 to 1606 code for a protein of 409 amino acids. Gene Ontology annotation, molecular function: oxidoreductase activity.